UCUUUUUAUUUUACAUUUCCUGUUUCAAGAGCUGUAAACGUGUUAAUCAAGUAAUUGUCUUCAUAUAAAAUGCCAUACUCUACAAUAUUUUAUACCUCCUGUACCUUUGCUUUCCCCGUUGUAGUCAACGCCCUGUGUUUAUAACUGAGUUUCAUCCAUGGCGUUAACCCUGAAGAAGAAGAAGAAGGAGAAGAAACAUAAAAUCCAAAAAAACACAACAAUUGAUGGAUUUCGAAUGGGUGAAGAACUACUUGGAAAAAACCAGAACCUCUAGUGCAUCGUCAAAUGAUAUCGAUUCCACCCCUUCUAAGUUGUUCGAAGCAAUAAUCAUGUGGGGCCUUAAACUAGAUCGAAUCGAUCACGGUCGAGUCAUCUGCUCCAUGAAACUUCCUCCUAGAUUGCUGAACGUGGAUAGUUCGUUGCACGGCGGAGCGAUGGCGGCGCUGGUGGAUGUGAUUGGUGGAGUUGCAAUUCGGACCGUAACCAAUACGACCACCACUGGAGUUUCAAUGGAGAUUAAUGUUUCCUAUUUGGAUGCUGCCUAUGUUGGGGAUGAGAUUGAAAUAGAAGCAAACGUGUUGCGUGUUGGGAAGGUUGUUGCUGUUGCGACUGUAGAAUUUAGAAAUAAAAAGAAUGGAAAGACAAUCGCGCAAGGGCGCCAUACCAAGUACCUUGCUGUGUCAAGUAAAUUAUGAAAUACAUGUAAUCUUCUUGUAUAGAAAGAGAUCCUCUGUAACACGUAUCUACGUAUUUAUAAACGAAAUUGAAGAUGACAAUGACAUAUUUACAUUUUUAAUAUAUUCUAUGUUUAUGUAUCAUGGAUUGAUAUGAAGAAACCAUAAUUAUGUACAUAUCUUUCCUGAA
Molecule: messenger RNA, 864 nt
Organism: Helianthus annuus (common sunflower)
Lineage: Eukaryota; Viridiplantae; Streptophyta; Magnoliopsida; Asterales; Asteraceae
Product: acyl-coenzyme A thioesterase 13
Exons: 3
Coding region: 225-695 (156 amino acids)
Molecular function (GO): fatty acyl-CoA hydrolase activity
Source: RefSeq, a predicted model, not a curated record